Ipomoea nil (Japanese morning glory) is the source of this 1935-nucleotide messenger RNA. RefSeq lists its product as uncharacterized. The coding region runs from base 1 to 1935 and encodes 644 amino acids. The transcript is spliced from 3 exons. Gene Ontology annotation, molecular function: catalytic activity. The record is from RefSeq and is a predicted model, not a curated record. NCBI's taxonomy places the organism in Eukaryota, Viridiplantae, Streptophyta, Magnoliopsida, Solanales, Convolvulaceae.
AUGGGUCACUUGCAUACGUUCUGCAUACACGCUAGGGAGGCUGGAAUUCCGGUCGAAAGGUACCUGUACGGUCCGGAUUUGCGAGCUGGUGGAUCCCGGAGCGCUCCUAGAGCGGUUGGGGAUAGCUGGCUUGUUCCGGUAGGCGGGAAACCACGACCAUUGGGAGUCAAGCCACGUGUGGUGGAUGGGGGACAGGGAAGCGGGGGUGUCACACCCACAAGUAUGUCUGAGGAUGAGGUGGUGGUGGCUACGGCAAAGCGUCGUAGGCAUGGAACGGAGGGGGGAGAGGAUGGUGGAAACGAUGAGGUACCACGGAUACAUGCAGAACGGAUCCGGGUUAUGCUUGGUUAUGAAGGUUUGUUUUAUGUUGAUAACGAUGGUUUGAGUGGUGGAAUGGCGCUUUUAUGGAAAAAGAAUAAUACGGUGAGGCUGUUAAGCUACUCACAGAGUCAUAUUGAUGUGGAGGUAAGCUUGUUUAAUAAGAUAUGGCGCAUGACAUGCAUUUAUGGUAUCCCCGAAUGUGGCAGGCGGGAGGAGACAUGGGAUUUACUUGGUACUCUCAAGACUAGAUCCUUGUUGCCCUGGGUGGUGAUAGGGGAUUUUAAUAAUCUACUAUACCAGCAUGAGAAGAAGGGGGGAAAUCCGUAUCCUAAUAAUCUGUUAAGGGGUUUCGGAGAUGCUGUGGAUGACUGUGGUUUGGUGCAAAUGCCAAUGAGGGGCCACCAGUAUACGUGGCAGAAGGGAAAGGGAACGCCGAAUUGGAUAGAGGAAAGAUUGGACAAGGCAUUAAUAACGAAUGAUUGGGGUCUACUUAAUGAGAAUGCAUGGCUGGAGAAUAUUCGAACCCGGGCCUCGGAUCAUUCGAUCCUAUUCCUCAGUAUUAAUGCGUUUUGCAUGCCGAGGAGAAGGGGGCCGCAGAAGUUCAGAUUUGAAAUGGCUUGGCUAUUAGAUGAGGGGUGCAAAGAAGUAGUACAAACAGCCUGGCAAGAAGGGAGAACGGAGGGAUUGCUGCAUUGCCAGCAGUUGUGUGGAGAAAAGUUGAUGCAGUGGGGUGGAGAUCAGUUUCAUAGAUUCGGAAAACGAAUUAACCACCUGCAACGGAGACAAGAUGCCAUACGGAAUAGACAAGAUAUGGUAGCGUUAGCUGAGUACCAACAGAUUGAGAAUACCAUGAGACGAAUAGAGGCCCAGGAGGAUGGGGAUGAUAUGCAUACUGCUAUACAGAAUUACUUUGAAAAUAUUUUUGCCUCUAAUGGAUUGAGUUGUGAUGAUCCACUGUUUGUAGUCCUAACCCCACGAGUAACGUUAGAGCAAAAUAUGAUGCUAGACCGCCCUUUUGAGACUAAUGAGGUUAAAGAGGCUCUUUUUUCAAUGUAUCCGGAUAAGGCACCGGGUCCGGAUGGUUUAAACCCGGGUUUCUACCAGCAGUUUUGGGAGAUAGUGGGAGGAGAUGUAUCUGGCUUUAUAAUGAAUGCUUUGAAUUCCUGUGUAUUCCCUGAGGGAUUGAAUGAUACUAACAUUGUCUUGGUACCGAAAAAGGAGAUGCCUGAGAUAGUUGCAGAUCUAAGGCCGAUAGCAUUGAGUAAUGUCCUUUACAGAAUUAUGGCCAAGAUGAUAGCGAAUAGAAUGAAAACACUGAUAGGAGGAUUGAUAUCAGAAUCCCAGAGUGCUUUUAUCCCGGGAAGGCUAAUCACUGACAACAUCCUGGUGGCAGCAGAGGUGGGGCAUUAUCUGAAUAGAAAGCAAUGUGGUGUAGUGGGAUGGAGUGCAUUGAAGUUAGAUAUGUCGAAGGUCUAUGAUAGAAUGGAGUGGAGCUUUCUAGAAAGGAUGCUGACUGUUAUGGGUUUUAGUGAGAAGUGGAUAAAGCUCAUUAUGAUGUGUGUAACGACUGUUAACUAUACUGUAAUGGUUAAUGGUAUAGCAGGGGGCAUGUAA